CACCUUCCCCCUUCUCCAAAUCUGUUUCAUUUUUGCUUUUCUUUUUCCUCUUCCCCACGAUAUAUAGGAGGACUAAUUUUAGUUCAAGGAAUCGAAAGCUUCUUUUAUUUAAGCUUCUGGCGUCUUUCUCUUUCGGCGAGAGACAAUGGCAUUCAUCAACACAUCUUCUCCUUCAACAACAGCUCUCUCUCGCCUCCAGUUAUGCAAAGGCUUCAAUUUGUUCAACCGGUUGCACUCGGUGAAUCCUUCUCUGGCAAGAAGGUAUACAGCUGAUCUUCCCUUGAUCCGGUUGGGUGGGAAAUUGCCCUUAAGUAUUAAGGGUGUUGGUAAAACUAGAGCUACAGUCAUAUCUGGUGAAGGUGACCUUCUAUCUUAUGCCAAUGAGAAUGGUGUUGAGGAAAAUAACUCUCUCAUUGGUGAUCAAUCAGUUGGACUUGGCGUACAACCUGAUGUGGUUGCAUUCAGAACACUUGCAGCAGAUACUGCUCUUACGGGGAGUGGUUUUCCCAUUUAUGAUGAAUUUGAUAUGGAUCUCCCUACAGAAGGUUUUUCUUCCAUCCCCGAGGCCAUUGAGGACAUUCGCCAGGGAAAGAUUGUAGUGGUUGUGGAUGAUGAGGACAGAGAAAAUGAAGGAGAUUUAAUUAUGGCGGCACAGUUGGCAACACCUGAGGCUAUGGCUUUCAUAGUGAAGCAUGGAACUGGCAUAGUUUGCGUGAGUAUGAAAGGUAAAGACCUGGAGAGAUUACAGCUCCCUCUGAUGGUGGCCCAGAAGGAUAAUGAUGAGAAACUUAGCACUGCUUUUACAGUGACCGUGGAUGCCAAACAUGGUACAACCACAGGGGUAUCUGCUCGUGAUAGGGCAACAACAGUAUUGGCUCUUGCAUCCGAAGACUCAAAACCUGAUGAUUUCAACCGUCCGGGCCAUAUUUUUCCAUUGAAAUAUAGAGAUGGUGGUGUUUUGAAAAGAGCUGGGCAUACAGAAGCUUCUGUGGAUCUUGCCGUGCUUGCUGGGUUGGACCCUGUUGCAGUUCUAUGUGAGGUUGUGGAUGAUGAUGGUUCCAUGGCUAGAUUACCAAAGCUUCGUCAAUUUGCAGAGCAGGAGAAUUUGAAAAUUAUAUCCAUUGCUGAUUUGAUUAGGUAUAGAAGGAAAAGAGAUAAAUUAGUCGAUCGCUCUGCUGCUGCCAGGAUACCUACAAUGUGGGGGCCUUUUACAGCCUACUGUUAUAAAUCCAUUUUAGAUGGGAUUGAACACAUUGCAAUGGUUAAGGGUGACAUUGGGGAUGGGAAGGAUAUUCUUGUGAGAGUACACUCAGAAUGUCUCACAGGAGAUAUUUUUGGAUCAGCAAGAUGCGACUGUGGAAACCAGCUGGCACUUGCCAUGCAGCAGAUUGAGGCUGCUGGCAGGGGUGUACUGGUGUACCUCCGUGGACAUGAAGGGAGGGGCAUUGGUUUGGGCCACAAGCUUCGUGCUUAUAAUCUACAAGAUGAUGGGCGUGAUACAGUGGAAGCCAAUGAGGAGUUAGGCUUGCCUGUUGACUCCCGAGAAUAUGGCAUUGGUGCACAGAUGCUUAGGGAUUUAGGUGUUCGAACAAUGAAGCUAAUGACCAACAACCCUGCUAAGUAUGUUGGGCUCAAGGGUUAUGGUUUGGCGAUUGUGGGCAGGGUGCCAUUAGUAACUCCGGUUACAAAAGAGAACAAGAGAUAUUUAGAGACCAAGCGUGCUAAAAUGGGCCAUGUCUAUGGUUUGGAAUUUAACGGCCGAUUAAGUAGUCUUAUCAGUGGCAAUGGUAAACAGAGUGUCAGUGGUGCAUCCAAUGCUGUUCCUGAGGCUUGAGUCAGGUUACCUACACUAUAACGGUCAGCUGGUUAAUGCAGUAAAAAUAGAGAUCUUAGACUCGCAGGACUCACUUUUCAUAUACAGACACUUCUGACUGUGGCGAAGUUGGUAUUUUCAAUCACUUGGAUUAAUGUGAUACAGUUCAUUCUUUAUAGACUUAGCCUGAAUUUAAAGCAUGGGUGCAUGCUUAGUCACAAGUUCUCACAAACAUUUUUGCCAGGUCUGUUGUAAUGUCAUUCAUUCUUUUGUCUAUCAAGUGUAACUCUGAAGAAGGAAAUCAAUCCCAUUUAAUAAAAGGUAGAUUCUCUUU
Messenger RNA from Juglans microcarpa x Juglans regia, 2147 nucleotides. Its product is annotated as bifunctional riboflavin biosynthesis protein RIBA 1, chloroplastic-like. The transcript is spliced from 7 exons. Gene Ontology annotation, biological process: riboflavin biosynthetic process. Gene Ontology annotation, molecular function: GTP cyclohydrolase II activity; 3,4-dihydroxy-2-butanone-4-phosphate synthase activity. The record is from RefSeq and is a predicted model, not a curated record. Lineage: Eukaryota; Viridiplantae; Streptophyta; Magnoliopsida; Fagales; Juglandaceae. Gene Ontology annotation, cellular component: chloroplast. The coding region runs from base 146 to 1834 and encodes 562 amino acids.